This is a messenger RNA of Scatophagus argus, 1453 nucleotides long. It is a transcript of the gene mrps23, whose product is annotated as mitochondrial ribosomal protein S23. The transcript is spliced from 5 exons. The record is from RefSeq and is a predicted model, not a curated record. Gene Ontology annotation, cellular component: ribosome; mitochondrion. Gene Ontology annotation, molecular function: structural constituent of ribosome. Gene Ontology annotation, biological process: translation. Lineage: Eukaryota; Metazoa; Chordata; Actinopteri; Scatophagidae. The coding region runs from base 103 to 666 and encodes 187 amino acids.
GCAAAUUCCUCAGAAGGAAGAAGAAGAACGUCUUCGUUGUUUUAUUUGCUAGCUUGAACACGGUCAUGUUACAGUAUCACGGAUGUCAUUGAAAAAAAACAAAUGGCUGGUAGCAGGCUGGAGAGAGUUGGAUCUGUAUUCACUCGGGUUCGAGAUUUGAUGCGCUCUGGAGUCAUAAAGUCACCAGAAAAGCCCAUCUGGUAUGAUGUAUACAGGGCUUUUCCACCAAAGAGGAACCCACUUCAUGUGAAGCUAUACACCAGGCCCUGUAGCAAGAAACAGGAGACUGUGCCUGACAUCUUGUACAGAGAGGAUGAAGUUAGAGCGAUGUUCUAUGAGCAGUAUGGAUCAGGUCCUCGGCCAUUUGAGCUGUCCAAAUCAAAUUUUGUUUCUACAUGUCAGAGAUUUGUAGACAAAUACACCGAGUUAAAGUGUCACAGUGAGCUGGAUGACUCAUCGCUGUUUGAGAAGGCUGGGAAGGCUUUACUUGCAAAUGGCAUCGUGCUGAGAAGAAGAGGAGCUCCUCUUGUGUCAGCAGAAUCCAGGGAUCCAGUGCUUGAGUUGAAGCUAACAGACAUGUUGGCAGAGCAGCAGUUAACCAGUGAUGACAGCGAGAAGACCCCACCACACACCAUAGACCUCAGCAGUUCGACGACCAUUUGUUGAGCUGUCGAUUGUCCACACCAGAUGUGUUGUUUGACUUUUCAAAGCAGUAGUUCUGUGUUUGUGCCUCUGGAUGUUAUAAUCAUCUGUAGACAGUUUUAUUUCAUGACCUGUCUGUCAGGGAUCUCAGCCAACAUCAGGAACUCCUCUGUGGACUGCAUACCUGAUCCAUAUUUGCUACUCUGAUGUCAGUUAGAUAUAUAAUCCCCCAUGUUAUGUUGUCACUGAAGGAACAAAAGAAACCAUGAAUCUACACUUAUUGGCUCUUUUAUUGGGUAUUCGAUGCAAUACAAUGAAACAGCUCUGCCAUGAAUUGUACUUUACAGCAGUUAGAAUUGUUUGGUUUUUAUUGACACUCAAAAGGGCAAUAAUCCUACUUUAUUAAUUGUUGAGGACGUCGUGAGUGGUGAUGUUGUACUUAAGUACAUUACAUUCAAAGAUGUCUACCCUUCUCAUGUAUGUCAUUUGGUUGGAGAGAAUAAUAGGAACACUGAUAAAAUGCAGUCCUUUUCAGUAUCACUGUACACCACAUCGUCAGUAUUAGCAUGUAGUUGCAUUACUUCUCUGACAGUGUCAGUUAAAACUGUUAAUUGUUAUUAUUUUUUUCAAUUAUGGCAGAGCUGUUUGAAUUGAAUUACAUUUGACGCAUGUAGUUAAUGAAAUGACUCGUGAGUGUAGUAUAUUGCAGUGGAGAAUGGGUACAACAACCUGGAAAUAGUUUAUAUGCAUAUGUGGAGGUAUGUAACUGUAUGGAAGCUCAAUCUGAAAUUAAAGUUACUCUUGUAACCAU